AUGAAAAUCAGAUCAGGCAUUCUGCCUCGCUUGAAGCAGUUGAAGCAUCCAGAGGAGUUCAUCGUGGACGAUCAGAAUCGUUGUGAUGUCACGCUACGUUCGUUCAUUCCAUGGCAAAGAAUGCACGUCCUGCUGGGGUUGAAGCUUCCAAAGGAAUUCAUCGUGGAGGAUGUCAGGCUACGACUGGCACCAGUUUUGGAGGACAACGUAGGAACCGAGCCGCAUUCAACAUUCUGCCUUUGUCGAAUGGACGACGGCAUUCAACAUUCUGCCUUUGUCGAAUGGACGAAAAAUGAUGAGAGGUGGGUUGUGGCGGGCGUCAGCACGUUUCACAUGGUCGUCUCAUGA
Messenger RNA from Helobdella robusta, 348 nucleotides. RefSeq lists its product as hypothetical. The record is from RefSeq and is a predicted model, not a curated record. The transcript has 6 exons. The coding region runs from base 1 to 348 and encodes 115 amino acids. Lineage: Eukaryota; Metazoa; Annelida; Clitellata; Rhynchobdellida; Glossiphoniidae.